Conger conger (European conger) is the source of this 2393-nucleotide messenger RNA. RefSeq names its product transmembrane protein 272-like. Bases 280 to 813 code for a protein of 177 amino acids. Lineage: Eukaryota; Metazoa; Chordata; Actinopteri; Anguilliformes; Congridae. The record is from RefSeq and is a predicted model, not a curated record. The transcript has 6 exons.
AGAUCUAGGAAGAGGAAGUAGGUGUGUGCGGCUGUGUUAACUGGUGGGCUGGCUGGAGUACUCCUAACCUGUCAUAGAAGAAGUUUAACUGUUCCACUUAGGCGUUUCUGUCGUUUUCUUUGCAUCGUGUUUAGUUGUGGUUUUAAAAGUGGAAUCGCUUAGACUUCGACGAUCUACGACUGCCCAAGGCAUGAUUUGUACAACCUGGAUUUCUUGUUUUCGGAGCCGUUCACAUUUGCAGAAGACCGUUUGAAAUGACGUCAGUCUGCGUCAGUUAAAAUGGAGGACAGGAAUCUUCUGAGGAACUUUCGACAGGCUCCGAAACCCAGCACACCUGUGUUGGUGCUUUCCAAACUCAUCAUGCUUGCAAUACCCAUUACCCAAAUUGUUCUGGGUACGAUUUAUCUGGACAAGUGCCCUGUCCAGCCCUACAUUCCCAUUUAUGUGCUGGUUUCGGGGGUGUUCACCAUGGUCCUGUCACUGCUGUCCUGCCUGCCCUGUGCCAGGGAGAGCGAGGAGCCGCAGAACCCACUCAGCAGCAUCUGCACCGCCUGGAACUCCCUGAUGAUCCUCUUCCUCUUCUGCUGGUUCAUCGCUGGCAACGUGUGGAUCUACUCAGUAUAUGCCCCCAGCUAUGAUCCCAAUGACCUCACCCAGUACUGCCACAAGACCCUGUAUCUGUUUGCGUUCUGGUUGACCACGCUGGUGUACAUCCUGGUGGGAGUGCUCCUGGUUGGAGGCUGCUGUGCCCUCCUUUGCAUGGCUGUGUGUGGGUGGAGUGGUUUUGGAAAUAGAUUUGAUGAUGACAUCUAAGGCAGGGGUCAUAGGUCAGGGGUUGUGAGCCAUGGGUUCCAUCAUUUGCCAUGUCAAUCAAGAGUCCUGAUCCCGAGUGAUCACUAGUUGAUCGCAGUGAGCCACAGGUUUACUGUUAUUUGCUGUUGCUCAGCACUUACUUGUUCAGCUAAAGCAGCUGCUUGCAGUUAAAUUACCACCCCUGGUUUUGUGGGUCUCAAACAUUUGCUGAUUUAGUCACACUUAACAAUCAGGAUCGAUGAAUUUGCAUUGACUAAUAUAGUUGUAAACAUCAAUUAAUUGAUAUACAAGUACAUUAAUUAAGCUUGAAAUGAACUUUUAAUUAGUUCAUGUAUUUGUUAACUUCUAAUGUUUUAGUUGCAAUAUUUAUACAUUAGCAAACCAUAGGGAAAAAUGUUUUUUAGUAAACCAUUAAGAAACGCAUUAACUGUUUUUCUCAUUCCAAUAAUAAUUGUCAUUAACUAAUGUGGUUGUUGAGAUUAAUGUUGAACAAACAUAUAUCUCGUUAUUAUUGCUAAAUGACUUAUCUGUCGUUAAUUAUUUAACAAAUACAUGUAUUAAUGCAAAUUCAUGUAACUUUAUUCUAAAGUGUUAUCGCUGAUUUUAUAGGGAAAACAAAAACCAUCAGUCACUGGGGGCAGUGAAGGUUGAUUUUACUUUGUGGGAUAAUUAACCUAGAUAAUUUAUUCAGGAAUGGGAUUGGAUACCCCUGAAACAACAUGUACACCUUUGUUCAAUCUGCCUGUUGUUGAUCUACAUACUACAGCACUACAGCACUUGGCUCCCUCAUCUUCCACUUUUUCUAAACGUUUUUCUAAAGUUUAGAAAGUCGUCUGCUCCUCUGUAUUGUUUAAGGUGGAGCACCUCGCUCUCUCACAUGCCACAAUAGGCUAUGCUAGAGCCUACAAGAAUAACACAUUUUUUUAUUAUAUUGCUGCAAGAAAUGUUUGUUGAAGUUUUGAAAAUGUGUUGUUUAUGGUGAAAUGUAUAUUGCAAGGGGAAAUUAAUUUAAUCUAUGACCCUCAAAAGAGCUCAUUUUAAUAUGGCUGUGACUAUGUGAAUGUUGAUGAUUUAUAGCUCAUUUGUAUGAGAAUUUAACCACCACAGAUACACAGUUGAUUUCACUUGAUGUGCCAUGCUUAAACACCAUACUUAUGUUCCUGGCUUUCUCACAAGGCUUUCUUGAAUGUUGCAGAGAUUAUAGAAUAAAUGUCAGCAUUUGUGUGCAUGUGUACACAACCAUGCGUGCGUAUCUGCACGUGUUUGUUUGUGUGUUUGUGUGUGCGUGUGUGCUCCGUUAUUUCAGAUUAAAUGAGCUGCUCUUUCAGAGGCUACCAGGACAGAUUUUGUAAGGCUCCUGAGUCAUGGACAGUGAUGGAGGAAAGAGCACAAUCUUGCAACACAGGAAAUGAGAUAAUCGGCUACAGUUGCUUUUUCUGAUUUAAGUGUAGUUUGGUUCAGUGUUUAUCGGCAGUGUUAGUGUGAAGCUUUGUGUUUUCUGUCUUGUGCAUUUUCUACUGAUGAGAGAGAUCCUGCCCUUUAUGAUGGAUGUAAAAUAAAUUACCUGCUGUGCUAUAUAA